AUGCGGGCAGCUGUCUUCUUCAUCGCGGCGACGGUCUUCUCCGCUGCGUGGGCUGUUCCGCCAAGACAGUUCGACAAACAAGCCGAAAACCCCGAUUCAACAUCGAACAUUGCAACAAAGAAUCAGGACAAUCCCCUUCAUCGUCGAGGGACGUCAGUGUCUGCUCUUUGGUAUGAUGUUCCCUCGCCGACUCCGACGCCACCACCGAAAAAGAACAUCCCUGGAGCCAUCGGGGCCACGAUUGCCGCUGUGUUCAUUGUAACCAUCGCCGUUGUUAUUUUUCUCGCUCAUAGGGGCAUCUGGCUGCGACAUCUUCGUACCCAGCAACUCCUAAAAAUCAAAUCCAAAACUGUUCUGAGUUUUCGUCCCACGAGCACUACACCAGAACCUAUCGAAUAUGACGAGGAAAUGAGGCAGCAACGUUCUGGUCAGAUUGUUCAAUCUUACAUUUCGAUGGAAACUGUUUGCAUUUCUGACCAGGAUAGCGAGGUCGGUGUGCCGGUUAACCGCAUGUCGAUACACGACCAAUAUUUUGACCAGUCGCCGGAACAUAUCAUUAUAACGAGACCACCCCCUGCUGUUCAUAGACACAGUAUCUCAUGA
Messenger RNA from Orbilia oligospora ATCC 24927, 603 nucleotides. RefSeq lists its product as uncharacterized. The transcript has a single exon. Lineage: Eukaryota; Fungi; Ascomycota; Orbiliomycetes; Orbiliales; Orbiliaceae. The coding region runs from base 1 to 603 and encodes 200 amino acids. The record is from RefSeq and is a predicted model, not a curated record.